AUGUUUUCAUGGGGAAGUGGCAGAAUUGGUUUUGGUAGUUUCAGUGAUGUUAAAGAGCCUAAGCAACUGUAUUUCAACCGUUCUAAUGAUGGAUCCGAUGGAGACACCUAUGAUGAAAAUGACUGUAAAAAUGAUAUAGAUUUUAUAGAUUUCUCGGCUGGAAGAAGACAUUCACUAGCAGUAGAUAAUAGUAAUAAAGUUUGGGUAUUUGGUGAUAUUGGAGAUAAUGUUACAGAGUUUAGAAAAUAUCCCAUUUUAGAUAAAUCAUUAGAAAAUGAAAAUAUUAAGCAGGUUUCAUGCUGGGAUAGAAACUAUGCAAUUAAUGAUAAAGGACAAGUUAUACAAUGGGGUUCAAAUGAUGGUACAUUUUUAAUUCCAAGAGUUAUACCAUUCAAUUAUUCAAUCAAACAAGUAUCAUGUUCCUUAAAUAAUACUAUGGCGGUGUCAAGUGACGGCAUAGCAUUUGUAAAUAUAUUUCAAGCAGAGGCUUCAAAAUUUAAAGUUGUACAAUAUUUUAUAGAAAAUAAAAUUCAAGUAAUUCAGGUUGCAUGUGGUGUAAAACAUUGUUUGUUUUUAGACAGUAAAGGUUUGGUUUAUUCAUCUGGCAAAGGUAUUCAAACUGGUCAAUAUGCAAGUUUUGGAGAAAUUGAUGAUGGUGGUGAAGGUACUGUUCCACAGGAUAGUGAAGAGGAUCUUUCAAAUUUGGUUGAUGAUGGCACUAUUAAAUAUGACUUUGACCAGCCAAAACAAGUAAAGGAAUUAUGUAAUAUUAUCGAAAUUAAAGCUGGCUAUAAACAUUCAUUAGCAUUGGAUUACUAUACCCAACAAACAUAUGCAUGGGGUGAAAAUUUAAAUGGCCAGCUUGGAAUGGAAGGUGUAGAUUAUGUAUUUGAACCAACUAUCAUACCAUUCCCACUUGUACAAAUUAAAACAAUUGAAGCAGGUGCAUACCACAGUGCAUUCAUAACAACUAAAGGUCAACUUAUUAUGGUCGGUGGUGUAUUAAUAGUUAAUAGUGCAUUUAGAAUGAAUCUAGCUUUAGGAAAUGGGGAAGGUGGUUUAAACACAAUCCAGUUUAAAGUUAAUGUAGAAGAAGAGGAAACAGUUAUUACAGAGAAUAUUGUUAUACCAAAACCAGUUUCAACUUUAAUUAAUGUAAAAGAAAAAGAACAGCACGAAAAAGAACAAAAAUUAAUACCAAAAGAAGAUCAAGAUUUAGAUGAUGAUGGUGUUAUAUUAUCAAAAGAAGAAAUAUUAGAAUUUCAAUACCAUCUAAAUGAAAUAUUCCAUAGCGAUUACUCUAGAUCACAAUAUAAUCCCCAGUUUAUUCAAUCUACAUUUAAAAAUAAAGUAGUCGAUAAGGUUUCGUGUGGCCUAUUUCAUACAUUGGCAACUUUAAAAAAAGAUCAAGUUCAACCAAUCAAUUCACUUCAAGAAUAUUGUAUCAAAUAUAUUUCAGAUAAUAUUUUAACAUCAAUGGAGUCAGAUUCGUCAUUUCAAGAUAUAUAUAAUAUACCACUAGAUAUAGUUUUAAAAAUUGAUUCUUAUUUAACAUUGGAAAGAAAACAUAACGAUAAAUCAUUAAGAUUAAUGUUCUUUUUAAAAUCAUCCUAUAAUAAUAAAAAUAAAAUAAAUAAUAAUAAUGAUAAUACAAUUCAAAAUCAAUGGGAUGAAUAUUUAACCUCUUUUUCAGAUUUUGAAUCUGUUGUUAUCGCAUCACUUUCAGAUUAUAGCGUUAUAACUAAAUCACCCAAUAUAGAAAUUUCAAAAGAGUUAAUUAAAGAAUUUUGUAACCAAGAGAGUCAAGAAAUGUUUUUAAAUAAUCAAAUUAAAAUUCCAAGUUAUCAAGAAUCUUUUACAAUAAUAUGUAUAGAAAAUAAAAUAUUGGCUUUAAAUAAACAAUAUACAUUAAUUAUAGAUAAAACAAAUUUAUUAUUGGUAAUGGCAAUAUUCAAAAGAGAAUUGUUAACAAAUUCUUAUAUUUUAAAAGAUUUUGAUAAUAAUAUUUUAAAUUUAAAAAUAAAUGGUUAUUAA
Molecule: messenger RNA, 2034 nt
Organism: Dictyostelium purpureum
Lineage: Eukaryota; Evosea; Eumycetozoa; Dictyosteliales; Dictyosteliaceae
Exons: 3
Coding region: 1-2034 (677 amino acids)
Source: RefSeq, a predicted model, not a curated record